Letharia columbiana is the source of this 336-nucleotide messenger RNA. RefSeq lists its product as uncharacterized. Lineage: Eukaryota; Fungi; Ascomycota; Lecanoromycetes; Lecanorales; Parmeliaceae. The coding region runs from base 1 to 336 and encodes 111 amino acids. The transcript has 2 exons. The record is from RefSeq and is a predicted model, not a curated record.
AUGCAAGAAGCACCCCAGCAGCCGACAUAUGUGCCGAAACUACACCAAAUUCCGAUCGGCAUUUGGAACGAGGUUGAAGACGAACAAUAUACGAAGCAGCCUGACGAGCCCAUGGCGGAGUUUGACGCGGAAGUGCCUAUCCGCAGUGGGAAAGAUAGCGAGGCGGCAUUGAUGGUUUUGACGAAGAGACGAGCGGAGAUCAGGGAUGCACGCAGCGUCUCCAGCCUGCGAUUGCUCUUUACAGUUUACGAGCUGGCGUUUAGGAAUGGAGGAAUUGAGGAGAGCAACGUGGGGAAGAAGACGAGAAAAUGGGAACGGUUCCCCAUGCUGAAAUGA